AUGGGUUCAUUAAUUAAUGAGUUAUUCAAAUGGCCAUUAGUUACACGUCUUCGAGCGUCAGAUAAUGAUGAUGAACACGUUGAUAGACUUAAUCAUCGUUAUACAGUUGGCUUUAUACUUUGUGGCGUAUUCAUAACAUCAACCAAACCAUUUGUUUCAAAUCAAAUAUCGUGUUGGCUACCAGCCGAACUUAAACAUGCGAGCUAUACAAAAUAUGUAGAAAGAUAUUGUUGGAUUGCUAAUACAUAUUACAUACAUUCAAAUGUAACACCACCGCACUCCGAUGAAGAUAGAAGACAAGCUCAAAUAGGCUAUUAUCAAUGGGUGCCUAUUCUACUAUUAUUGAUGGCAUUAGGAUUCUAUGCUCCUCGAUUAUUUUGGCGUUCAUUCAAUGCUCAUUGUGGUAUUGAUAUUCAAAAUCUAGUUAAAAAAAGUCAAAUUUCAACAAAAAAUUCUACUGAAAUGGCUUCGGGCAUGCUCGAACAUUAUUGUCGAACAUUUACAUAUCAACGUUCAAAAUUUUCAAUUCAUAUUCAAGCAUACGUUCGUCGGAAUAAACAUCGUGGAAAUUAUUUAUUUUCUCUAUAUUUCUUAACACGUUUUAUGUAUUUAAUAAAUUCUAUUCUACAACUAUACCUACUCAAUGCUUUACUUGGUCAUCGCGGUAACGCCUGGUUUCUUGAUAUUGACAUAAUAAAAUCAAUAUUUCGCUAUGGAAAUCCUCUUCUUGAUUCACCGUAUUUUCCUCGUGUUACAUUAUGUGAUGUACCUAUACGUGAAAUAGCUGAAAUACAUCGGUAUACACUCCAAUGUGUUUUACCGGUGAAUAUUUUAAAUGAAAAAAUUUUUUUAGCAUUAUCAUUCUGGUUUAGUUAUGUUAUUCUUCAUAAUAUCAUAAGCUUUAUUGUUUUAAUUUUUCAACAACUUCAAAGUCAAAGAAUUAACUAUGUCAAACGUUUGACAACAUUGAUCGAAAAUAACAAACGAGAUUAUAUUGAAAAUUUUACUAUAAAUUAUUUAACCUAUGAUGGAAUUUUUCUACUACGUUUAAUCAGCCACAAUUCAAGUGAAUUGCAAGCAAUGGAAACUAUUAAAACUAUCUUUCAAAAUUUUAAAAUAACAGAAGAAAAUAAAGUAUUUUAA
This is a messenger RNA of Rotaria socialis, 1143 nucleotides long. The record is from the annotation of a GenBank genome assembly. Lineage: Eukaryota; Metazoa; Rotifera; Eurotatoria; Philodinida; Philodinidae.